Messenger RNA from Drosophila ananassae, 1045 nucleotides. RefSeq names its product probable oligoribonuclease. The transcript has a single exon. NCBI's taxonomy places the organism in Eukaryota, Metazoa, Arthropoda, Insecta, Diptera, Drosophilidae. The record is from RefSeq and is a predicted model, not a curated record. Gene Ontology annotation, molecular function: nucleic acid binding; 3'-5'-RNA exonuclease activity. Gene Ontology annotation, cellular component: mitochondrion. The coding region runs from base 76 to 723 and encodes 215 amino acids.
GGUAACAAGGUAUACGGAACACAUGGUUCGCGCCUAAAGUGGUUUGAGAAUAUAAAUAAUCCUCUUAUUUAAUAAAUGUUCUCUCAAAUCAAUCGUGUGGGGCUGUUUUUAAGUCAUCAAAUACGAGCAUCUCCACAACUCACAGCAGCAGCAACCACAAUGGCUAGAAGUCACAGCGCCGCUGCAUCCGAUACGGACAUAGUUUGGAUGGACCUGGAGAUGACCGGGUUGGAUUUUGAGAAGGACAAAAUACUGGAGUUGGCUUGCGUUAUUACCGAUAAGGAUUUAAAUGUUAAAUCUGAGGGUCCCUGCUUCGCCAUAAAUCAUCCCCAGGAAGUGUACGAUAAUAUGAACGAAUGGUGUAUGAAGCACCACUAUGAGUCCGGCCUAGUGGACCGAUGCAAGAACUCCCAAGUGAAACCCAAGCAGGCUGAGGAGCUGAUGUUAUCCUAUCUCAAAAAAAAUAUUCCCGAAAGAAAAUGCCCUUUGGGAGGAAAUUCUGUGUACAUGGAUCGAUUGUUUCUCCGAAAAUUUAUGCCAAAUGUUGAUGAAUACCUACACUACCGCAUUGUGGACGUGUCCAUCAUAAAGGAGCUGGCGAAGCGAUGGUAUCCAGACGUCGCUAGUGGUACUCCACAAAAAAAGCUCGCACAUCGAAGCCUAGAUGACAUUCUGGAGAGCAUUGAGGAACUAAAGUACUACAAGCAGAGCUUGUUUAAGUAGCUUAUUUCCUUUCAAAUAUUGAAAAUAUUUAUUAAACUUUGUUUUAAGAAUAUAAUUUUUGAAAACAUAGAUUAAAUAUUUUGAACAAAUUGAAUUCCAUUUGCUUAUUUCAGUUUGAAGAAUGCCUCGCCAUUAAAAAGACUUAAUUUUUAUAGAUAUUUAACUCUAAACUGUAUUUUGUCAUAGGUCUUUUGUUUUGUUUUCAUAUUUUAAAGUAUAUAUUAAAAAAAACAUUUCUCACUAAAUGGUGCGAAUGUGAACGGAAAAAUAAAAUUCUAUCAUAAGAAAUAAGAAUACGAUGGCAAUAAAAAACUCAAAGCUA